UGAUUGAGGAGAGAGAAUCAUCUGCCUGCACCACAAGCCCUGCUGACCAGAUGGCAGCCACGGCACCUGCUUUAUCCCUCCCUAUAAAGAACGGUGCCUGAAAGAUAAAUCCAAAACCCUCUCUGCCUUCCCUUUCCUCUCUCCACCCUCCCCACUACUCUAAUUCACAGCUCAUUCCAGACACAUUCUCCAGCUGAGUACUAAAAGGGAAUUGUUUCUAUUGAAAAAUGAUUGCAGAACUCCCUGUGUUGAUACUGAGGCAGAUAUGAAAGAAAAGUGAGAGAAUUUGAGGGAGAAAGCAGCAUGAGAAGUAGCUAAACUUGGGUAAGACAGACUAUUUUCAGUCCUGUUUCACUCUUACUGUUUUCACAUCUGCAGUUCCAGGUCUGACGUACUUUUCAAACCACCAACUCAAUCUAUCAUAUCAAUCUUUCUACAGAAUCCAUGCCAUGUUCAUCUCAACACAGGUCUAUUCGUCCUACUAUCAUGACAAGCUAUUGUAAGAGUAUGAUUUUUAACAUGACUACAAAUCAGAAUUUUGUCAGUCCGUCCUUAUCAUUCUAAAACAAUUGCAUGUGCUGUGACAGUUGGUUGCAAGGUGGGAAACCUUUUGUUAAAACACCUUUUCACUCGAGCAAACGUGGUUUGUGUAUCAAUUCUCUUGAUGCUUCAACUUAUUAACAAACCUGUCAACAUGACAGAAUUAUAGCAAUCAGAUCUUCGUCAAUUUCAGAGAAUGCAUUUUUCUUAAAUGUAAUGACCUGAGGCGAAUAGCACACAUUAGUUACGCAUCACAAACUCUCACAGCUUAUUGGUUGAACUCCCGAAACUAACACAUCUGAUUGGUGUUGCCAUGCAGAGUUUCACACUUUUGACUGGUCUGGUGUUACUGUGCUAGCACCAGGCACUGCACUAUGGAGGGACGUUCUUACUAGGUUGCAUUUGCAGAUGCUUUUUCUGGAGAAUUGUAAUUACUGACAGCAAUUCAUUCUGGCUCAUCGCUGAAUGAUGUUGCCAGCAGUAGCAGGGCAGCUUGCUUCGGCUGAAGUGCAGAGUUAAAUAUUCACUGCUUGCAUACGGCUAGUUGCAGAACAGAGCAGUUCUGUGGUGCGAAGUUCUGAGUGCCUAGCACAAUAAGCAUGAUAUUGUGUGUGUGUGUGUGUGUGUGUGUGUGUGUGUGUGUGUGUGUGUGUGUGUGUGUGUGUGUGUGUAUAUAUAUAUAUAUAUAUAUAUUUCCAUGAGAGAAGCCCCAAACCUAUGUUUUAUUGGCCAGACACAAUCUGCUAAACUAUGACUUCUUCUCAGAGAGAGAGAGGAGAGGGAGAGUGGGAAGAGGAUAUGAGAGAGAAAGGAGAGGGAGAGUGGAAAGAGGAUAGGAGAGAGAAAGGAGAGGGAGAGUGGAAAGAGGAUAGGAGAGAGAAAGGAGAGAGAGAGUGGAAAGAGGAUAGGAGAGAGAAAGGAGAGAGAGAGUGGAAAGAGGAUAGGAGAGAGAAAGGAGAGGGAGAGUGGAAAGAGGAUAGGAGAGAGAAAGGAGAGAGAGUGGAAAGAGGAUAUGAGAGAGAAAGGAGAGAGAGUGGAAAGAGGAUAGGAGAGAGAAAGGAGAGGGAGAGUGGAAAGAGGAUAGGAGAGAGAAAGGAGAGGGAGAGUGGAAAGAGGAUAGGAGAGAGAAAGGAGAGGGAGAGUGGAAAGAGGAUAUGAGAGAGAAAGCAGUAGAUAGGACCACAUAACUUUCACGCAAGUCCUCUAAAACCAAACAGGGUACGGACAUGUGAGCAUAGAGAUUAAUUAAUGAAAUGCGGUUUUCAAAACAUCAUUACAAUCACCCCCCAGCAAUACAGACCCACUUAAAACGAGGAUUGUAUUAACAUGGCCGCAGCAACGUUGGCCGUAAAACAAAGCCACUAGUCACAGAACACCUAUUCAUGGAUCAGCACAUUUGCAAAAAGCUGUUCUUAUUGCAGACUGCCAGGGUGCUUCCUGAAGGCAGCUGAAAUGGAGGAAGACCAGGAGGAUGUUGAGACAAAAACUGUACCGUUAAUACAAAAACCGUGUUAAUUUGCUGCUGAGAGCGGUGGAGGCAGCCAGUCGUUGUAGGUGCCAGUUGUGAUGUGAGAUACACUGCCCCCUGAUGGCAGCGCUGUGUGUGUGUUAUGCAUCCCAUAAGCAUUUAGCCAGAACAAUGUCACCCUGCCAGAACUGCACAGUACUAAAGGGAAUUCAGGGGAACUGUGUGUGUGUUAAAACACUGAGCAUGAGUACAAAAUGCUGUGAGAGCAAGAGAGAGAGAGCGAGAGAGCGCGAGAGUGAAGGGGAAAUGGAACAUACUGUGACUUUGAAAGUUGAACACAAGAGGCACUAAUGUCCAAUGAACAUCCCACAUUAGAAUGAGUUAGCGUGUUUGUAUGUACACUGAACAAAAAUAUAAAUGCAACAUUCAAAAUACCCCAGAAAGGUUCCAUAAGCACAAAAUGCUUAUUUCUCUGAAAUUUUGUGCACAAAUUUGUUUACAUCUCUGUUAGUGAGCAUUUAUCUUCAGAAACAUGUGUGCUAUGUUCCUGAAUGUCAACUUCUGUCUGCAACUGCACUAAUAAAGUUUUUUUUAAUGGUUUAAUUAAAGAUAUUGUCAUAAUGUUAAUUUCACCAAUGAGCCAAUGAUUGACAAGUACCAAGGAACGAACCCUAACAGGGUGAGCGGUUUGCUGAUGUCAAUGUUGUGAACAGAGUAUCCCAUGGUGGUGGUGGGGUUAUGGUAUGGGCAGGCAUAAGAUAUGGACAAGGAACACAAUUGUAUUUUAUCGGUGGCAAUUUGAAUGCACAGAGAUACCGUGAGGAGAUCCUGAGGCCCAUUGUCGUGCCAUUCAUCCGCCGCCAUCACCUCAUGUUUCAGCAUGAUAUUGCACGGCCCUGACAUGUAUCCAUUCCUCCCUGGCCUGCAUACUCACCAGUCAUGUCACCCAUUGAACAUGUUGGGAUGCUCUAGAUCGACGUGUACGACAGCAUGUUACAGUUACAGAAACUUCAUACAGCCAUUAAAGAGUGUGACAACAUUCCACAGGCCACAAUUAACAGCCUGAUCAACUCUGUGAAGGAGAUGUGUCGCAUGGCAUGAGGCAAAUGGUGGUCACACCAGAUACUGACUAGUUUUCUGGUCCACACUCCUACCUUUUUUAAGGUAUCUGUGACCAACAGAUGCAUAUCUUUAUUCCCAGUCAUGUGAAAUCCAUAGAUUAGGGCCUAAUUAAUUUAUUUCAAAUUGACUGGUUUCCUAAUAUGAACUAACUCAGUAAAAUGUUUGAAAUUGUUGUUUAUAUUUUUGUUCAGUAUACUGUAUGUGUAUAAAAAAGAGAAAGAGGGGAAGGGAUAAUGGAGAAAUAAUUGCUUUUAUCAAGUGAGCGGGAUCUUGAUUCUAAAAAGAUUGGAGUCAGCACAGUCCCCCCACCCCCUGCUCUCCCCAGUCUCAUCAUCAGCAGAGGGGGCAGGCACUGUGCUGCAAUCCUCCUCUCUCUCUCCUUCAGACCGCUCUUUCCCUGAGUGCAUCAGGAGCCUGCAGAGGAGCGGUGGAGGAUGACUGGCGCUAUCAGGGGCACCCUGCUCUGGCAUGCUUGGAGGAUGCCACAAACCAGGAGAGGAUUUUGAGACGGAGUGAGAGAGCCUGUCAACCACUGGCCAACGCCAACACAGCACGAGAGAGAGAGAGACAGCGAGAGGAAGGGGGGGGUCCACCUUUACCAGAGAAGGAAGAAGAGCAAGGGAGAAAAAAUUAAGUGAGAGAGGAAGAAAUGUGAAAGAAAGGAAAAAUACCCCAAAAGAAAGCCAGCGCAAAAAAACAGAGAGCCAAAAAAGAAAAUGGUGCAUGGAUAAUAAGGGCAACUUAACACCCCCCAGAUUUGACUUGACAAUCACUCUCUCCAGCCAGCUGCUCUGAAAAAAAGAGGGGGGAGCAAGUGAGAGGGCUGGCCGAGGGAAGGAGAGAGGACGAAAAGAGCAAGAUGACGGAGUGAAGCGAUGGAGAGGAUCAGAUGUGUGUGAAUGAGUGAUGGUCUUGACGAAGAUCCAUACAGGAUCAAAACUGUGUCCUUCCAUUUAGCCCUCAUUAUGCUCCCCUACGCCCCGUUGGCCUGCCUCUUCCUGCUCCUCCUGUCGGGGGUGCUGGGGGGGCUGGUCCUGUCCAUCUGCCCCGCCGUGUGCUCCUGCAGCCGGGGCCACCGUGUGGUGGACUGCUCCUCGCGGCAGCUCUCACAGCUGCCCCCAGGCCUGCAGCACAACAUCCGCUUCCUCAACCUCUCACACAACAGCCUUUGGGGUCUGGACGACCAGCUCAGCCACUACGCCCACCUGCGUACCCUGGACCUGUCCUAUAACCUCCUGGGUCGCUUCCCUUCCGGCCUGCCCAGGGCCCUCUGGGACAUCCGGGCCGCUGGCAACCAGCUCCGAGCGCUGGACAAGAACGACACGGCCUACCAUUGGAACCUGCGGGUACUGGACCUGUCAGCCAACGAGCUGGAGAGGGUGGUCUUCAUCAACAACACCCUUCCCAGCCUACAUGCCCUAAACUUGAGUCACAACCGGUUCUGGACCGUGCCCACCAACAUGCCUCAUAAUCUGGAGAUGGUGGAUUUGGCCCACAACUACCUAGUUCAGAUCCUCCUGGGAUCAUUGGACCGGCUGCCCAGGCUGAGGAGGUUCUACCUGCAUGCUAAUCGCUUCUCCUGGGUGCCGGAGGGGGUAUUUGACCGGUUGGAGGGGCUCGAGUUCUUGACACUUGGGGAUAACCCUUGGGCUUGUGAAGAGGAGGAGAACAUCACACGGCUCUUGCUCUGGGCCAAACACACCCGUGCCGCAGUGUUGGGCUGCCCCUGCUACACUAGGCCAACAUGUGGGCAAGCCCAUCUGGCCACUCCAGGAGGGGAGUGGCACUUUACGUCCCACACAGAGCCUCCGCUGGGGGCUGAUGCCAGAGAGCUGGGCCGUGGAGGCCUCACACCGGAUAGAGCUGCAGUCGUCACUUCUGGGUACUUGGCUAAGUCUGCGUUGUUGGAGCCUGGGACGCAUGGAGACAGAGGGUCUGCCAACAGCUCGGGGGAUCAGACAUUGUUUGUGUUCAUCUCCACCCCCUUGCACGGCCUCUCCACACUCACAAGCACUACAGGGCAGCCACACUCCGCCGCCAAGAAGAAAAACACAGGAAGCACACAGAGCAGAAGCCACGGAGUCCACACACCAAUCCUGUAUUCUGUAGUCACCUGGAACCUUCUAGUCACGGUGACUGCCUUCAAAGCCUUCUAAACCCACCCGUUGUCAAUACUAGAGUCAAGUCUUGAUGGAUUUUGGAGAGGGCUAACCCUAUGUACAUAUGACCCAGAAUGUAAAAGGGAGAGGUUUGUUAUUGUUUUCAUUUUAAAGAACAACUUUCAACUGUUACUGCCUAAAUGUGUAUCCUCUCUUCAUCUUCCAACCAUUUGACCAACAUCUACAGAGUGAUGUUGUGCUGUAUGGCUAUAUCUUUCAAACUUGUAUACAAAUAAUAUCUAGGCAAAUGUAUACACAUACAGUGCAUUUGGAAAGUAUUCAGACCCCUUCCCUUUUUACACUUUGUUACGUUUCAGCCUUAUUAUAAAAACAUAUUAAAUAUAUUUUUUUCCUCAUCAAUCUACACAAAAUACCCCAUAAUGACAAACAAAGCAAAAACCGUUAUUUAGAAAAACAGAAAUACCUUAUUUAAAUAAGUAUUCAGACGCUUGGCUAUGAGGAUGGAAAUUGAGCUCAGGUGCAUCCUGUUUCCAUUGAUCGUCCUGGAGACUGGAAUCUUACUGGGGUCAAUUCAAUUGAUUGGACUAUCUAAGGUUGAUCCAGAUCAGUUGACAGUGCAUGUCAGAAAAAAAAAACAUGAAGUUGAAGGAAUUGUCAAUAGAGCUCCGAGACAGGAUUGUGUCGAGGCACAGAUCUGGGGAAGGGUACCCAAACAUUUCUGCAGAAUUGAACGUCCCCAAAAACACAGUGGCCUCUAUCAUUCUUAAAUGGAAGAAAUUUGGAAUCACCAAGACUCUUCCGAGAGGUGGCCGCCCUGCCAAACUGAGCAAUCGGGGGAGAAGGGCCUUGGUCAGGGAGGUGACCAAGAACCUGAUGAUCACUUUGACAGACCUCUGGAGAUCCUCUGUGGAGGUGGGAGAACCUUCCAGAAGAACAACCAUCUCUGAAGCACUCGACCGAUCAGGCCUUUAUGGUAGAGUGGCCAGACGGAAGCCACUCCUCAGUAAAAAAAGGGACAUGAAAGCCCGCUGAGAGUUUACCAUAAAGCACCUAAGGGACUCUUAGACCAUGAGAAACAGGGUUCUCUGGUCUGAUGGAACUAAGAUUGUGUCACAUCUGGAGGAAACCUGGCACGGAACAUGGUGGUGGCAGCAUCAUGCUGUGGGGAUGUUUUUCAGCAGCAGGAGACGAGUCAGGAUCGAAGGAAAGAUGAAACAAAGUAAAGAGAGAUCCUUGAUGAAAACCUGCCCCAGAGCACUCAGGACCUCAGACUGGGGGGAGGUUCACCUUCCAACAGGACAACGAACCUAACCGUACAGUCAAGACAACGAAGGAGUGGCUUCGGGACAAGUCUCUAGAUGUCCUCAAGUGGCCCAGCCAGAGCCCGGAUUUGAACCAGAUCAAACAUGUCUGGAGAGACAUGAAAACAGAUGUGCAGCAACACUCCCCAUCCAACCUGAGAGAGCUUGAGAGGAUCUGCAGAGAGGAAUCGGGAAAACUCCCCAAAUACAGGUGUGCCAAGCUUGUACCGUCAAACCCAAGAAGACUCUAGGCUGUAAUCGCUACCAAAGAUGCUUCAACAAAGUACCGAGUAAAGGGUCGGUCUGAAUACUUACGUAAAUGUGAGAUACACACAAACCUGUUUUUGCUUUGCCUUGUCAUUAUGGGGUAGUGUGUGUAGAAUGAUGAAACAAUUUAAUACAUUUUAGAAUAAGGCUGUAAACUAACUAACUAAAUUUGGAAAAAGUAAAAGGGGUCUGAAUACAUCUCGAAUGCAUUGUACAUGACUAAUAAUACUCUAUCGGUGCGGAAACAUGAAUGCUCUACUCUAUGUAGUCUAUGCUGCUUGUCCGUUCCGAUGACAGAUGCUGCGUUCUGGUUACUAUGAUAUAAAGAAAAGGAAAAAAAAUUAGAACGCAUUUAAUGUACGUGUUGUUUGAAAGAGUCAGUGUAUGACGUGAGAAAUAAUCUUUAAACCUUGGCAUCAGCUUGGUUUGGGGGUUAUCUUGGAGGGCCUGCAAGUUCUUAAAGUAGAAUUGACAGAUAAUCUACUUUGCAGAUAUUAAACAGACAAUCAUAAUGCCAUUCAAAAAUAUACAAUUCUUAUUUUAUGCAACAAAACCAACUUUAUAACUAGUUUUGAAAAUAGGUUCUAUUUGACUCAAUUCCAUGACGUUGAGUAAGGCUUUGUUGGUAGAAUAUACGGAUGCAGUUCAAUGCAUGAUUAAUACAGCUAAUUCUCUAAUACAUUUCUUGGUAGUCCAACAAAUAUUGCUAUCAAGUUGUAAAUCACACCUGGCCUGGUACAUUGUUUGCUGCCUCCAGCCCAGCGGGAUGCACCGUUUCAGUUUCAAUAACUCAAUAUUUUAGACAAAUGUACAGACGAUUGUAACUAAGGCUGGGAACAGCUAGAGAUGCAGGUGUCAUUUGGAUAGUUUGCAAGAAAUGUGAAUCACUUUGCUAGCUAGCUAUGCUAAACUUGAACAACUGUUUUCCACAGUUAGCAUAUAUCCUAGUUGUCAAUCAAAUGUAUUUGGCAUCGAUCAUGAAGAUCAAAAGGGGAGGGCAGGCAGGCAAGUUCCCAAGGGUUGGGACAAGUAUGCAUUGGCAGGUAAUCUGCAGAAGUAUGAGCAGGCUACUAUUCCCCAUUGCUUAUCAGUGCAAAUCUGACAGCCAAAUACUAAACAAGUUGAAGGGUUUAUCUACUUUUCCCUUGUUACAUUUUUAGCUCAUCUUGCUUUUGCUAACAUUAGUUGUUGAUCUUUUUGAUGUGCAUAGGCAACUGAGGGAGAUCAGGCCUACCUGUUGUUUGAUCAAUAGGACUCUAAAGUUCCCAAAUGUAAGAGGACUCCCGUGGAACACAAUAUAUACACAAUUAUGUGGACACCCCUUGAAAUGAGUGGAUUUGGCUAUUUCAGCCACACCCAUUUCUGACAGGUGUAUAAAACUGAGCACACAGCCAUGCAAUCUCCAUAGACAAACAUUGGAAGUAGAAUGGCCUUACUGAAGAGCUCAAACGUUCAACCUGGCUUUGUCACAGGAGGCCAGGUCAUCAAAUUUCUGCCUUGCUAGAGCUGCUCCGGUCAUCUGCAAGUGAUGUUAUUGUGAAGAGGAAAUGUCAAGGAGCAACAAUAUCUCAGUCGCGAAGUGGUAGGUCACACAAGCUCACAGAACAGGACUGCCGAGCUCUGAAGCGUGAAGCCCGUAAAAAUUCUCUGUCCUUGAUUGCAACACUCACUACCGAGUUCCAAACUGCCUCUGGAAGCAACGUCAGCACAAGAACUGUUCACCAGGAGCUUCAUGAAAUGGGUUUCCAUGGCCAAGCAGCCACAAACAAGCCUAAGAUCAACAUGCGCAAUGCCAAGUGUCAGCUGGAAUGGUGUAAAGCUCGCCGCCAUUGGACUCUGAAGCAAUGAAAACGAAGUCUCUGGAGUGAUGUAUCAGGCUUCACCAUCUAGCAGUCCGACUGAUGAAUCUGGGUUUGGCGGAUGCCAGGAGAACGCUACCUGCCGCAAUGCAUAGUGCCAACUGUACAGUUUGGUGUAGGAGGAAUAAUGGUCUGGGGCUAUUUUUCAUGGUUCGGGCUUGGCCCCUUACGAUUCGAUCACACCGACAGCAUCAUUGCAUUUUUGGUAAACCAGAAGUACAUUCACUUCCAGUAGAACGCUGCGUGUGCCUUGCAGCAUUGUGUUGCAGAGGCAGUUGCAGCGCGUUCUGUGUGGUGCAUACGUUGGAUUUAUCGAACGCAUGUGUCAAACUGUAUGCAUAUACGGCUUGACAGAAAUGGUAGCAGAUGGUGAAUGUGGAACAUUUGUUGCACACAUAUCCAGAUAAUCUGCAUACUAUUUUGCGCAAUGACACUAUCGGUGUGAUCAGGGCAUUAGUUCCAGUGGAGACAAAUCUUAACGCUACAGCAUAUAAUGCCAUUCUAGACGAUUCUGUACUACCAAAUUUGUUGCUAAGGUUUGAUGAAAGCCUUUUACUGUUUCAGCAUUACAAUGCCCCUGCGCAAAAAGCGAAGUCCAUAUAAACUCAGCAAAAAAAGAAACGUCCUCUGACCGUCAAUUGCGUUUAUUUUCAGCAAACGUAACAUGUGUAAAUAUUUGUAUGAACAUAAUUCAACAAGUGAGACGUAAACUGAACAAGUUCCACAGAAAUGUGACUAACAGAAAGUAACAUUCCGUGUCUGGUGUGGCCACCAGCUGCAUUAACCUCUCUGGGAUAUGUGGGACGGUUGCGUCCCACCCUCGCUAACACCCAGUGAAAGUGCAGGGCGCCAAAUUCAAAACAAAAAUCUCAUAAUUUAAAUUCCUCAAGCAUUCAAGUAUUUUACACAAUUUUAAAGAUAAAAUUCUUGUUAAUCCAGCCACAGUGUCUGAUUUCAAAAAGGCUUUACAGCGAAAGCACCACAAACGAUUAUGUUAGGUCAUCACCAACUCACAGAAAAACACAGCCAUUUUUCCAGCCAAAGAGAUGAGUCACAAAAAGCACAAAUAGAGAUACAAUUAAUCACUAACCUUUGAGGAUCGUCAUCAGAUGACACUCAUAGGACUUCAUGUUACACAAUACAUGUAUGUUUUGUUCGAUAAAGUGCAUAUUGAUAUCAAAAUAUCUCAUUUUACAAUUGCGCGUUACGUUCAGUAGUUCUAAAACAUGCAGUGAUUUUGCAGAGAGCCACAUCAAUUUACAGAAAUACUCAUCAUAAAUGUUAAUGAAAAUACAAGUGUUAUACAUGGAAUUAGAGAUAUACUUCUCUUUAAUGCAACCGCUGUGUCAGAUUUCAAAAAAACUUUACGGAAAAAGCACACCAUGCAAUAAUCUGAGUACAGCGUUCAGACAACAAACCAGCCAAAAAGAUAUCUGCCAUAUUGUGUAGUCAACAUUAGUCAGAAAUAGCAUUAUAAAUAUUCACAUACCUUUGAUGAUCUUCAUCAGAAUGCACUCCCAGGAAUCCCAGUUCCACAAUAAAUGUUGGAUUUGUUCAACAAAGUUCAUCAUUUAUAUCCAAAUAGCUUCUUUUGUUAGGGCUUUUAGUAAACAAAUUGCGGCUGCAGGUCCAGCCGAAAGUCUGCCGAAAAACUCAAAAAGUUCCAUUACAGCCCGUAGAAACUUGUCAAACUAAGUAUAGAAUCAGUAUAGAAUGUUCCAACCGGAGAAUUCUUAUGUCUGUAGAAAAGCAAUGGAACGAGAGCUAACUCCCUCGUGACCGCGCGUCACGAGCCUGUGGCACUCUGCCAGACACCUUGCUCAAUCCUCUCUCAUUCAGACCUCCUUCACAGUAGAAGCCUCAAACAAAGUUCUAAAGACUGUUGACAUUCAGUGGAAGCCUUAGGAAUUGUAAUAUGACCCUAUUUACACUGUAUAUUGGAAUGGCAAACAGUUGAAAAACUACAAACCGCAGAUUUCCCACUUCCUGGUUGGAUUUUUCUCAGGUUUUCGCCUGUCAUACUCACAGACACAAUUCAAUCAGUUUUAGAAACGUCAGUGUUUUCUUUCCAAUACUACUAAUAAUAUGCAUAUAUUAGCAUCUGGGACAGAGUAGCAGGCAGUUUACUCUGGGCACCGUAUUCAUCCAAGCUACUCAAUACUGCCCUUCUGUCACCAAGAAGUUAAGUACUGCAGUGCAUCUCCUCCUCAUGGACUGCACCAGAUUUGCCAGUUCCUGCUGUGAGAUGUUACCCCACUCUUCCAAGGCAGAUGCAGAACACUGACAUUCAUGUCUUGCAGUGAAUCAAACACAGAGCAAGCAGUAUGGCUGGUGGCAUUGCUAUACUGGAGGGUCAUGUCAGGAUGAGCCUGCAGGAAGGGUACCACAUGAGGGAGGAUGUCUUCCCUGUCAUGCACAGCGUUGAGAUUGCCUGCAAUGAUAACAAGCUCAAUCCGAUGAUGCUGACACACCGCCCCAGACCAUGACGAACCCUCCACCUCGAUCCCGCUCCAGAGUACAGGCCUUGGUGUAAUGCUCAUUCCUUCGACAAUAAACGAGAAUCCGACCAUCACCCCUGGUGAUACAAAACUGCGACUCGCCAGUGAAGAGCACUUUUUGCCAGUCCUGUCUGGUCCAGCGACGGUGGGUUUGUGCCCAUAGGCGACGUUGUUGCCUACAAGCUCUCAGUCCAGCCUCUCUCAGGCUAUUGCGGACAGUCUGAGCACUGAUGGAGUGAUUGUGCGUUCCUGGUGUAACUCGGGCAGCUGUAGUUGCCAUCCUGUACCUGUCCCGUAGGUGAUGUAACAACUCUUGCACAGUAUUAUAACACGUGGUCUGCCACUGUGAGGACGAUCAGCUGUCUGGCCUGUAGCACUGUCUUAGGCAUCUCACAGUACGGACAUUGUAAUUUAUUGCCCUGGCCACAUCUGCAGUCCUCAUGCGUCCUUGCAGCAUGCCUAAGGCACGUUCACGCAGAUGAGCAGGGACCCUGGGCAUCUUUCUUUUGGUGUUUUUCAGAGUCAGUAGAAAGGCCUCUUUAGUGUCCUAAGUUUUCAUAACUGUGACCUUAAUUGCCUACCGUCUGUAAGCUGUUAGUGUCUUAACGACCGUUCCACAGGUGCAUGUUAAUUAAUUGUUUAUGAUUCAUAGAACAAGCAUAGGAAACAGUGGUUAAAUUCUUUACAAUGAAGAUCUGUGAAGUUAUUUGGAUUUUUACGAACUAUCUUUGAAAGACCGGGUCCUGAAAAAGGGAUGUUUCCUUUUUUGCCGAAUUUAGAAAUGGUUUGUCAAGAUCCGUGUGGAAGAACUUGACUGGCCAGUCUAGAUCCCUGACCUCAACCCCAUCAAAUACCUUAGGGACGAAUUGGAACGCCGACUGCGAGCCUGGCCUAAUCGCCCAACCUCACCGUGGCUCAAUGGAAACAUGUCCCCGCAGCAAUGUCCCAACAUCUAGUGGAAAGCCUUUCCAGAAGAAUGGAGGCUGUUACAGCAGCAACUCCAAAUUAACACCCAUGAUUUUAGAAUGAGAUGUUCGACGAACAGGUGCCCACAUAAUUUUGGUCAUGUAGUGUAUUUACAUAUUAGCAUUAAUUCAAAUUAGGUGUAUUUUGUGACUUUUGGCAAAGGCUUUAUAAUGUUCUAAUGUUGAGCUGUUGCUACUGCCUGUAAACACACAAUCCAGUGUGUUUACAGGCAAUAUGAUGGCAGGCCCGUGUGCCAAACGCUCAGCUGCUUUCCCAUUUUAUAUUGGUAUAGAAUUUUCACAAUGCCUUACUCUACAUCAUUCCCAAACAUUAUAUUAAUGUUUGAAAACGCAAAAGUGCUUGCUUGUCAUAAAAAGUGUGGAAAAAAGGGAUCAUAUUUUUCCUAUGGGUGUUUAUGAAUACAUUAACAAGAUUUAAUGUUGCUAAAAUGAUGUCAGUUCCACUUUAAGCCACUAAUGCAUGCGUGUACACACACACACACACACACACACACACACACACACACACACACACACACACACACACACACCCACCCACACCCGGUUCGGCCAGAAAGUGACUCCCUUCCUACCACACACCUUACAAGCAUUUGGAAAGUAUUCAGACCCAUUCCCUUUAUCCACAUUUUGUUAGGUUACAGCCUUUACUCAGUACUUUGUUGAAACACCUUUGGCACUGAUUACAGCCUUGAGUACUCUUUGGUAUGAUGCUACAAGCUUGGCAAACCUGCAUUUGGAGAGUUUCUCCAAAUCUUCUCUGCAGAUCCUCUCUAGCUCUGUCAGGUUGGGUGGAGAGCGUCGCUGCACAGCUGUUUUCAGGUCUCGCCAGAGAUGUUCGAUCGGGAUCAAGUCCGGGCUCUGGCUGAGCCACUCGUGGACAUUCACAGACUUGUCCCAAAGCCACUCCUGCGUUGUCUUGGCUGUGUGCUUAAGGUCAUUGUCCUGUAGGAAGGUGAACCUUCGCCCCAGUCUGAGGUCCUGAGUGCUCUGGGACAGGUUUUCAUCAAGGAUCUAUCUGUACUUUGUACAGUUCAUCUUUCUUAACCUCUCUGCGCACGGAACCCGCUAGCGGGCUGAAAUUCCACAAGAUACGGUGAUCGCUACAUAAAUAGUCAUAUUAAACAUUCAUGAAAAUACAAGUGUCUCACAUGUAUCAAAAGCCUAGAAUCUUGCUAAUCCAACUGCAUUGUCAGAUUCAAAAAAGGAUUUACUGCGAAAUAAUACGAUGCGAUUAUCUGAGCAUAGAGCCCCAUAAAAAAACAACUAUUUCAACCAGCACAGGCGCAACAAAAUCACAAACAGCAAUAAAAUAAAUUGUUUACCUUUGACGAUAUUCGCCUGUUUGCAAUUCCAAUGCUCAUUGUUACACAAUGAAUGAUCUUUUGUUAGAUAAAAUCCGUUUUUAUAGCCUAACACGAAACGUUUUGUGAACCGCUUGUGUAGUGAUUUCCGUCUCAUUCCAUUUUCGACGACACACUCCAGUUAAAUCACCCACACAGAACGCGACUUUUCCAGUCAUGUUUGGUUUCACUGCAAUCAACUGGUUUGUUUGUAACACAAUCAAACCUGAUGGGCCAUUUCGCGGGACGUAUUGACUGAAAGAAACCGUUUUGAAGACAAGUAAUGACAUCAUUGUGCACCAAUGAUUUGCCCGCUGUUUCGUUGAUUGACUGUCUUUUAACCCAAUGACCACUGAUCGUCUUGAAAUCUAGCUGGGUAGAUCGCCAAUGAGCUGAGCUAAACGGCAAUACGCCAUGUUUAUGUGUUGCAAGACCAACCCAUGUCGUAAGCUCCAGCAUAAAGAGAGUCAUGCGCUAUUGAAUUUUCAUACCGGAAGGAGAAACACAUAUUGCGCAUUGCAUUGUUUUGUGAACACACAGAUUCAGCUGUUUAUAUAUAUCAAUAUAAGUCAAGUCUAGAUAUACAGAUGAACACACAACUUUAGAAUAAAUUGUUUGGGAAGGUGAGACAGAGAUUGUUGGAGGACGCUUCAUUUAGCGAUUGUGGAGGAAUAUUUUUUGAAAGGGAGAGGACAUCGUUUUGGACUGGUAAGUUCUUAUCAUGCUAAUGCCCUUGUUUGAAAUGAAUAAUAUAAAAUAUUAUUUGUGAUUUUUAUUUUAUUUUAGAAGCAAUAUAUAAACAUUUAAUGUCAUGAAAUGUGAGAUGCUUGUCUGCCGGCCCUCCCCAACCCACAUGAAAUCACAUCAAUGGUCAAAGUGAAAUGGAGACAGUAGAUACAGUUGGUCUGUUGUAAUAUAAUAAAGACAGUAGAUCUAGCUGGUCUGUCAUAAUAUAAUAGAGACAGUAGAUCUAGCAGGUAAUAAUAAUAUAAUAAUAAUAAUAUAUUUCAACCUUCAACUCUAUAUAUAUCUGUUUAUUAUACCUGUUGAUACAGGGCUCAUAUGUGAAACUAUUCUAACUGAACAUUUUCUUUCACAGUGACACUGACUCCGAAUGGGAGUCUUAUCUGGUGUCCUGUGUGAAUUUAAGUAUGCGCUCUCUAAUUCUCUCUCUCGGAGGACCUGAGCCCUAGGACCAUGCGUCAGGACUACCUGGCAUGGUGACACCUUGCUGUCCCCAGUCCACCUGGCCUUGCCGCUGUUCCAGUUUCAACUGUUCUGCCUGCGGCUAUGGAACCCUAAACUGUUCAUUUUUACUCGAGGGGCUGUCCUGUUGCACCCUCUACAACCACUGAUCUCCACCCGGCACAGCCAGAAGAGGACUGGCCACCCCUCAUAGCCUGGUUCAUAGCCCCUCAUAGAGGACUGAGGGUCUUCCAAAUAUUGAAAGUGUGUAAAUAGUUACCCAUGUUAUUUUGUAAAUAUAUAUAUAUAUUUAUUCAUAUUUUUUAAAUCAAUAAUUAUUUUUUCCCCCAUUUAAAAAAAAAAAACAUUUAUUUUUCUCAAUUUUUGGGGGGGGAGGGGUGUGUUAGAAUACCAUUUUGGUAUUUUGUUUAUAGUUGUUUGUUUCAAAAUGUAUACCUUCACCAAUUUGGCCACUUGGGUACAUUUGGGCUACUUGUGUGGGACACCUGGGUGACUUCAUGAUAAAUGUCAUGUAGCACACUCCUUUUGGAAGUUAUCAUUCAGAAACUUUGCACAAGUACUGUUGCCCUCUUAUAUUUUUCACUGAAAUUGUCCCCAUCAUCCUAUCUGAAUGUUUGUUUUUAUCUUGUUCAUUUUAAAGAUGAUACAAAAAUAAAAAUAAAAAACGUAUGUUUUUUUCAUUGUUUUAUCUAAACCAGAUCUAUUGUGUGUUAUUCUCCUACAUUCAAUUCACAUUUACACAAACUUCAGAGUGUUUUCUUUCAAAUGGUACCAAGAAUAUGCAUAUCCUUGGUUGUGUGCCUGAGCUACAGGCUGUUAGAUUUGGGUAUGUCUUCAGGCGGAAAAUGCACAAAGUAGGGGGGGGACUGCAAGAGGUUAUUAAGGCCUGAUUGUUAGAGUGCUGCAGAGAUGGUUUUUCUUCUGGAAGGUUCUCCCAUCUCCACAGAGAAACUCUGGAGCUUUGUCUGAGUUACCAUCGGGUUCUUGGUCACCUCCCUGACCAAAGCCCUUCUCCCACGAUUGCUCAGUUUGGCCGGGCGGCCAGCUCUAGGAAGAGUCUUGGUGGUUCCAAACUUCUUCCAUUUUACGAAUGAUGGAUGCCACUGUGUUUUUGGGGACCUUCAAUGCUGCAGAAAUGUUUUGGUACCUCUCCCCAGAUCUGUGCCUCGACACAAUCCUGUCUCCAAGCUUUAUGGACAAUUCCUUCGACCUCAUGGUUUGUUUUUUUCUCUGACAUGCACUGUCAACUGUAGGACCUUAUAUAGACAGGUAUGUGCCUUUCCAAAUCAUGUCCAAUCAAAUGAAUUUACCACAGGUGGACUGCAAUCAAGUUGUAGAAACAUCAAGGAUAAUCAAUGGAAACAGGAUGCACCGGAGGUCAAUUUCGAGAAUACUUACGUAAAUAAAAUAUUAGUUUCUUAUUUUUAAUAAAUUUUCAAACAUUUCUAAAAACCUCUUUUUGCUGUGUGUUUAUGGGAUAUUGUGUGUCGAUUGGUGAGGAUGUUAUUUAUUUAUUUAAUCCAUU
Molecule: messenger RNA, 16232 nt
Organism: Oncorhynchus masou masou (cherry salmon)
Lineage: Eukaryota; Metazoa; Chordata; Actinopteri; Salmoniformes; Salmonidae
Product: oligodendrocyte-myelin glycoprotein-like
Exons: 4
Coding region: 4030-5286 (418 amino acids)
Biological process (GO): neuron projection regeneration
Molecular function (GO): protein binding
Source: RefSeq, a predicted model, not a curated record